Magallana angulata is the source of this 3456-nucleotide messenger RNA. RefSeq names its product toll-like receptor 4. Gene Ontology annotation, cellular component: membrane. The transcript has a single exon. NCBI's taxonomy places the organism in Eukaryota, Metazoa, Mollusca, Bivalvia, Ostreida, Ostreidae. Gene Ontology annotation, molecular function: transmembrane signaling receptor activity; protein binding. The coding region runs from base 1548 to 3131 and encodes 527 amino acids. Gene Ontology annotation, biological process: immune response; inflammatory response; toll-like receptor signaling pathway. The record is from RefSeq and is a predicted model, not a curated record.
AACUUAUUAUUUCUUCCUGGUUAAGCAAUAACAUCAGUUACUUUGCAUAUUAAAUAAACGAAAUGAACCAUGAUGGAAAUGAAUUGACUCUGUCAGUAAUCCAGAAUAUAUUUCAAUGUCGACUACCAUCUCGACCUUAUGGUUCCUACACUCUUUGGAAGGAAGCAAGUGAGAAGAAUAACACGUGUGCGCCAAAUUAAAUAUUUACACAUGGAAUUUACAUGGAAAUAAACAGGAAAUUUAAAAUUAAAAGGAUUACACGGGUAUUUCAAAAAAGUUCCAGAUGAAUAAUUUUGAAUGACAUAAUUAUAUCUUUAACAAAAUUGUCAUGUUUUGUGGGUGAUCGAAAUGCUUUUUAAGGAAAUCAACAGCGUCUGUUUAUAAAAUUACAGAAGGGAUUUCCGUUCUUUUCGACAAGGAUACACUCGCAGUUACAGAUCAUAUUUAACGAAGACAGAGAUCCAUGAUUUCACAGCUUCUAAACGGUAAUUACAACGUAUUUAUACUCUUUGUCUGCACAUAUCAGGAUGGCUAUUUUCAGCGUAAGUCUCCAAAUAGCAUUGCAUUUACUUGUGAUAACAAAUGCAACUCUUAUUAAGAAAGGCUGGGACACCUGUCAUUUUGGAUCCGUUGAGUGUGAGUGCCAGAAAGUUCCUGAUAAUCUACUGAAAGUCGAUUGUUCCAGACGGCAACUGGUAAAGAUUCCUUCGUUGUAUUCAAAUGUGACGUGGAUAGACCUCAGUAAUAAUCAUAUCGACAACAUAAGCGUUGGAUUCCCAAAGAUAGUUGGCUACAUCGAUUUAUCUGGAAAUAGGAUUCAUCAUCUUGAUAGAAAACCUUUCCGUGGUUUAUAUAGUCUAAAUUCAUUGAAUUUAGAGAAAAAUCGGAUAAAUAUAUCAUUGAUGUACAAAGGCCUUUUUUCCGAUUUGCAUUCUCUCACUAAACUGAAUUUGAAAGGAAAUAUACAAGAUCAAUUUAAAAGAACGAUAAUAAAAGAUGACGUUUUUUCAGAAUUAAUAUCAUUACAAUCUCUAAAAAUUGAUGGACCGACUUAUGUGACUUUUGGAAAAGGAUUUGCAAGCCUAUCAAGAUUGCAAAAAUUAGAUUUAUCCGGCAUAACUGGAAAUUGCAGUUUCAAAAGAAUAUCACAAAACAUGUUUCUUCAUAUGCCACGGCUCAUCUACGUGGAUGUGUCUGCUUGUGAUAUUUUGGAUAUUGAAGAAGGCGCAUUUGGAAAGCUCCAAUAUCUCGAACACCUUGAUGUUUCUCAUAACAAACAACUCGGAUUUGCAUCACUUCCAAAUAUAACUCAUAAUCUAAAUAAUACCUCCAUAAAAUCGUUACGUGGUAAUGAAAUGAAUUGUUUGUCAGGAAUCGGUACGAAGAUUCUGAAACGUCAUUUUGAGAACUAGAAACACACAAACAUUUCCGAAAUCUACUUUGAAAAGAAUAGACUGGAGCAACUUGAGCCGGGGGCACUUCGACUGUUGCCAAACAAAAUAGAUAUCAUUUCGUUUGGAGAAAAUAAACUUACUCAAGGAAGGUAUAUGAUAGAUUUUUAUUUUUUUCGUAAUAUUCGAGUCUUGAAUAUCAGUGUACAGCUUCGUCCACCUCCUUAUCCUGAAUCAAUUUUCGAAACGUGCACGGAGAAAACAGAUAACUUUGACUCAGCGCUCAAGGAAUUGCAUACGCCAAAGGAAUGUGUAAAAGAAUAUCAGGCCUCUCUUAACAGUUUUAUUUAUAAAAGUUGGUGGCAUGGUAAAAUAAUUGGCACAAUAAUUGUUCCAAAAACUCUAGAAGUCAUAUAUGCAAAUAUGAGUCGGUUUUAUGGAAUUGCUCCUGAAUUUGGAAUUAAUGCAACUGGUUUAAGAGAAAUUUACGUACAAGACAAUUUCUUCUAUUCAUGGAAUGGACCUAUUUAUGGAGUUGAAAACAUAGAAAUAGCUGACGUGUCAAAUAACUAUUGCUCUUAUAUUUCGAAAUCGAUAAUGAAGUAUGCAAUAGGAUUGCGGAUCCUUAAGGCGUCUAAAAAUAAUAUUGGAAAGAGUCUAGCAACCGAUGCUGAGGGAGAGAUAUUCGAGAACACUGUGUCCCUAGAGUUUCUUGAUCUCUCAUACAAUAACAUAUUUUAUCUUUCAGCGUCUAUGUUUAAGAACAUGCAAAAACUCCGAACAUUAAAUUUACAAAACAAUCAACUUUCGUCAUGGCGUGUGAAAGUGGAUCAUAUGAAAAAUAUGAAAUACAUAAACCUAAAACAAAAUAAACUAACAGCUUUUGAUAAAUUAUCCAGAGUCUCAUUUGGUAAUCUAUUCCAACUAACAAAUCUUACUAUCGAUUUGUCGGAAAAUCAACUUCUGUGUUCCUGUGACAGUAAAGAAUUUCUUGAGUGGAUUACACAUCAUAGAAAACAUUUUAUAAACUUUGAAUACUAUGAGUGUUCCUCGUCAAGUUCACAUAAAUUCAAUUUCUCGGAUCCUGACGUUUCAGCUAUGUUGCUGAGUAAAAGCUGUAUAUAUCAAACAAUAUAUAUUGUAAGUUCCAUAGCAGCAGCCUUUCUAUCAAGUAUCAUCAUAGGUAUUACUCUUGUGAAAAAUAAGUGGAAGAUUCGAUACGUGGUAUAUAAAUUUAAACAACGUUUUAGAAAACAUAAGGGUUAUUUCACCAACUUCCAAUCGGGAACGCCGUGUUAUGAAUAUGAUGCAAUGAUUUCAUAUUCUCCAAAAGAAUUAUCAUUCGUUCUAACCGACGUAAUUCCUAGACUUGAAAACGAGGCCGGUUUUAAAUUGUAUGUCAAGGACCGCGAUGAACCGGUAGGAACGCCUUUUGGAGAAACCAUUAUGGAAGCUAUUCAAAAUAGCAGAAGAGUUGUAUGUCUUGUGACGAAAAGUUAUUUGAAAUCAAAUUUGCAGGACUAUGAAUUAAACAUGUCAAGAAUGGAAGCUAUCGAGGACAGGGGAAACUUAAAUUGUGUCCACUUAAUUCUUUUUCCUGAUGUUUGCAAUGUGUCGAUUUCUAUUCAAACUUUAGAUCUCGUAAGGCAGGAGUGUUUUACGGAAUAUCCAGAGGAACAAUGUGCCUUGGAUGAUUUCUGGGAGAGAUUAAGAUCAAUCAUUUCAAAAGAAUUUCUUUGAAAUCAAAGUUUGGAGUGUCCUAAAAAUUUGUUAUGUGUGUCAUGUGUUACUAUUUCAUUUAUUCAUAUGAUUACAUGUAUGUAAUUAGCUAAAUAAAUACUAACCCCACAAUGAAGAUUCUCGCUGACAAAAAAAAAUCUGAAUGCUAGGGCUUUUUUUCUUUUCAAAAUAUUAGCACCAAUAAUUGUACAAAUUCCGAAAAAGCAUUCAACGAAAGUACAUUAUGAUACAAGAACUUUCAGUUUUUAAGAUGGUAUGGAAAACCUGCCAAUAUUAAUGUGAAUAAAAGUACAUUACAAUCACUUUCACCCUUUUAGAAUUUUCA